CGUGCAUCCUCUUCUCCCCCUCUCUGUCACCUCCUCUCUGCCUCUAUGACCGUUCCAUGCCCCGAGCCCUGACACAUCCGCCCACGGUGGACGGCAUUCGGUGCCGAUGAAGGAGCAGCAAGAGAGAGAUCCCCUCACCACAGCGGGAGCGGGUCAGCACGCCUUCACCCACACGCCGUCGACGGCCAACACCCGCCCAUCCACUACGGCAGAAACCACUCCAGUGCUGACCUCGACGAUGUCAUCAGUGAGGCGUGGCGAGGCGGCAGUAGGGAGCAGCAGCAGAAGGAGGGCGGGGCGGGUGAGCGAGAGGUGGGAGGAGCGGGCCAUGACGUUCGGCGAGCAUUAUGUGGUCAAGAACACCUUCAUCCACACCGGACCGGUAGGCGUGCAAAGAUUUGUGGCAUGGGAUGAAUGAGCGUGGCAGGCUGGCUGGCUGGCUGGAUGGAUGGAGGAGGGUGUAUCAACUUGGAUUGGAGAGGCUCAUGUGUACUUAUUAUGUGUGUGUCAUGACACAUGUGUGUUGUUGUCUUCUGUCUGUUCUGUCUGUCUGUCUGUCUCGUGUGUGCAGUUUGCGGCGUCCUGUGGGCGUCGGUCCCGGUCCGCUGACACCUACUACGACCAACCACUCACACACUGUAGGCACCGUACCGCACCAGCCAAAGAUCACCCACCACACCACGCCACACACGUCUCCCCGUCCGUCAGGCGUUCAUCUCACCCCAUCGUCCAACCGGCCGCCAGCCGUCCCCGCGAACGCGUCUUCAGUGCCGCGUGUGUUGCCCACACAGAGUCAUACCAACACCCAUUCGUAUGCGCACCAUCGGCCUGUGAGUCGGGUCGGCCGCAGCAUGAGCUCGCUGGGUGUGGGUGGUGGUGGUAGUGGUGGUAGUGUGUGUGUGGGCGUCAUUGGGGAGGGUGAGGGAUACGGGGCGCAUUCAACUCGAUGCCCAUCGGAGAGCGGGGAGGACGCCAGACACGCCGCGUGAGUGGGGGGGCGGGUGUGGGUGUGGUGCGGUGUGUCGACACGUGUGGAGUGGGUGGAUAGAAGAUCUGUUCUCUCUUUUCUUUUGUGUGUGUGUGGGUGUGGGUGUGCGGCCACAUGGCAUCUCAUCACUCAGGAUACUGUUUGAUGUGUCCCGACAGCCACUGGAGGCCAACAUUCCCAACACGUCAGACAACACAUUCACACGCAAAUGCGACACACGUAUACAGCACACAGCCCUGGUCCUUGCUGAUGGAUGGAUGGAUGGAUGUGUGUGUGUCAGGAUCAGCCUGCGGACGUUGCCACUGAACAUCCCCCUCCCGCCCAACCACCCGCCACCUCCCCCGUACCCGCCGUCCAACGUCCAGUACCUCACACAGCUGUCACAGCCACAGACACAGACGCAGGCACAGGCGCACCCGUCGCCCAUCUCCCCGCCGCCCACUUCGGCACCGCCAGAUAUGUCGUCACUCCAGAUCUACCACGCACAGCAGCAACAAGGUCCGGCCCGCAGACGUGACACACGUGGGGGCGUGGGGUGACUGAUCUCUCUCUCUCUCUCUGUGUGUGUGUGUGUGGGUGUGUGUUUAGCGUCGUCGUCAUCGAAUAUGACCCCGGUGAUUCUGCAGCGUGCCCUGGGGCCGAAUGAGGUGCCGACGGUCACCAUGCCGAUGGCACAGGCGAUGCAGCUCAUCAGCACGGCCCCGCUCCCAUCCCUCCCGCCACACCUGCCCCUGCCCCUCCCUCUGCACAUCGAGACGCCCCCGCCGGACUGCCUCCCGCCGUCGUACGACCUCUCGCCAAUCUCACCCUCACCAGACCCCUCGCCGUCGCAGUCGCCCCCAGCUGCCAGUAGCGUGUCGUGUUCCAUAUCCCUCUCUGCAUCUCCAACGGCGUCAGCCUCGCCCCAGGCAGCGGACAUGGACACCCACAUCCACACCCACGCCCACACGCGCAUCCAUGAGCACAUGUUCCUCGAGCGGAGCUUCAGCGAGGUGCUCAUGGGCAACUGCGGCGGCGGCACCGCCACCAGCACCGAGGCCACCCCCAUGGCCUCCCCCACCGCACAGAGCACCCACUCCUACUCGCCCACCAGUUUUGCCCAGUUUAGCAGCAAGAAGGGCCACCACCACGGCGACAAGGAGAGGGACAGAGAGCACCGAGGAGGGGAGAAGGAGGGCAAGGAGGGCAGGGGGGUGCGCCGGGCCCGAGGUGAUCGCGAGUAUAGAGAGCGCGACCGUGACCGAGGUGAUCGCGAUAGAGACAGGGAGAGGGAGAGGGGCGCUGGGCGGGGGUUGCGGGCGUAUGGCGGCGGCGGCGGCGGGGGGAGGGAGGGCCGGCGUGCCGGCCAUAGAGAUAGAGAUAGAGACAGAGACGGCAGGGAGCACCGAAACAUCAAGUGACAUGGACACACAGCACAGAGACCCACAGAUGGAUGAAUGGAUGGAUGGAUGGAUGUGUGUGUGUGUAUGUUCAGCGGGUCGGAGGAGAUCCGUGAUCGUGACCGCGACCGUGACCGAGGUGACCGCGACCGUGACCGUGUCGGCCACUACCACCCGCAGCCCACCGGCCCCUACCUGGGCGGCAUGACGCACUACCCCGACGACAUCAUCGCCAACACAUUCGACAGUAGCUACAACCAAGACGACACGCCCACCUCAGAGCAGCCGCAGCACUACAGCCACGGCAGCAACCACAGACAGGGCACGCCACCGCCAAAGGUAGCUUAGCUACACCCACAUACCCCUCUCCCUCUCCCUCUCGCUCCCUCCCACUUACAUCCGCUGUGUGUGUCAUCGUGUGUCAUGUGUCAUCCAUCGAUCAGGACGAUUGCAAGACCCCCCAGGAGCACUCCCCCUUCACCGACCAGUUCAACAACCACAGCAGUGUGCGCAUCCUCAAACACCACACCAGCACGAGAAGCAGCAGCGGCAAACCAGACAAGCACUCCACCUACCCCAGCAGCAGCACCAGCAGCGAGAGGCCCGAGAGGGGCGAGAGGGGUGAGCACCGAGACCGUGACCGUGACCGCGACGGCGGCCGGCGCAAGACUUACUCCUUUAGGGGGAUUGGGGGCGGGCGAUGAGGGAGGAUGAGUAGACGCAGCCACCCCACCCACACAGACAGGCAGGCUGCGGGCGGGGCGUACGUGUAGACAGAUAAGGCGGGGGGUCCCGUCGAUCCGUUUUGGACACAUCCAUCCAUCCAUCCCUGCAUUCGAUGGCACGCAUCACAUCACGGGAGUCCCUUUCCCACUCACUCAUCCACGCAGCUUACACACAUCUCUCUCUGUAUGAUAACACAGAGUAAGAAAGAACAUACCGACUCAGAGAGAGAGAGAGAGAGAGAGAGAGGUGGAGUGAGAGAGGGGGAGGGGGGGGAGUGGCGAGAGGGCGAGAGGGCACACACUUGGGUGGCCUGUCCACUUCCCUGCGUGUGUGGGUGGUUUUCCUUGUAACUUCGUGGUUGCUG
Molecule: messenger RNA, 3457 nt
Organism: Vitrella brassicaformis
Lineage: Eukaryota; Vitrellaceae
Source: the annotation of a GenBank genome assembly